This is a messenger RNA of Cooperia oncophora, 666 nucleotides long. The record is from the annotation of a GenBank genome assembly. NCBI's taxonomy places the organism in Eukaryota, Metazoa, Nematoda, Chromadorea, Rhabditida, Trichostrongylidae.
AUGAAUUCAUCGCUACCAACGUGCCCUGCCACUUCCACUCUUGACGUCAAUGAUCCUGAAAGUGCAGAGCUCGCUGGGGCAGAUUGCCAACAGUUUUCGCCAAAGGACUGUAGCACAUCAUUUCUCAGCAACUCGAGCUUAUGCCCAGUACCUGAAUCAGCCGUUGAUCCUUAUAUGCAGUAUCAGUUUGCCGCUGGAGCUCAAAUGGCUUAUUUCAAUAAGGACUCCAUUUCAAUUCCAGAUUCUUUCAUGAAGGUUACACAAAACGGCAAAAAUUGUAGUGUUCUUCGUACCCAGCAACAUCGGCGGAAACCCCGUGUGCUGUUCACACAACGUCAAGUGAACGAGCUGGAAGAACGUUUCAAAAGGCAGCGCUAUGUGACUGCUGGUGAAAGGGAAGAACUGGCUAAUCGCCUUGGUUUGAGCGCCACUCAGAUAAAAAUUUGGUUCCAAAACCGUCGCUACAAAUGCAAACGCCUUGCACAGGAUCGAACGUUACAACUCAGUCAACUGCCAUUUACUCCAAUAAAAAUUUGGUUCCAAAACCGUCGCUACAAAUGCAAACGCCUUGCACAGGAUCGAACGUUACAACUCAGUCAACUGCCAUUUACUCCACUGUUCACACCUGGAAUGCCGUUCACCUUUGGCUGCUUCACUAAGGAAUGA